Canis lupus familiaris (dog) is the source of this 2027-nucleotide messenger RNA. RefSeq names its product IQ motif containing B1 (gene IQCB1). Gene Ontology annotation, biological process: cilium assembly. Bases 86 to 1882 code for a protein of 598 amino acids. Gene Ontology annotation, molecular function: calmodulin binding. Gene Ontology annotation, cellular component: cilium. Lineage: Eukaryota; Metazoa; Chordata; Mammalia; Carnivora; Canidae. The record is from RefSeq and is marked provisional. The transcript is spliced from 14 exons.
GGAGGCAGUAACGGCAGGCCCAGGAAGACGACUUCCCCAAGCCUCAGGCCCCAGCUCGUGCUGUGACAACAGGGUGAUGUAAGAAAUGAAGCCAACAGGUACAGACCCAAGGAUCUUAUCUCUAGCUGCUGAAGUUGCAAAAAGUCCUGAGCAAAAUGUCCCUGUUAUACUAUUGAAGUUAAAAGAAAUAAUAAACAACACACCUUUAGGAAGCUCAGAGUUGAAGAAAAUCAAACAAGAUAUAUAUUGUUAUGACCUCAUUCAGUAUUGCCUUUUGGUGCUCAGUCAAGAUUGUUCUCGAAUCCAGGGAGGUUGGACUACAAUAUCCCAACUUACACAGAUAUUAAGCCACUGCUGUGUGGGCUUGGAGCCAGGAGAAGAUGCAGAGGAAUUUUACAAUGAAUUACUCCCAUCAGCUGCAGAAAAUUUUCUGGUUUUGGGGAGACGAUUGCAAACAUGUUUCAUCAAUUCAGCUAAGGGUGAAGAAAAAGAUGAAUUACUACACUCGUUCCAAAUUGUGACCGAUUCUCUCUUCUGGCUCUUAGGAGGCCAUGUUCAACUCAUCCAAAAUGUACUACAAAGUGAUCAUUUCUUGCACUUACUGCAAACUGACAAUGUUCAAAUAGGAUCUACAGUCAUGACUAUGCUACAGAACAUACUACAGAUCAACAGUGGUGAUUUACUCAGAAUAGAAGGAAAAAUCCUACAUUCAAUUUUAGAUGAAGUUGUUUUCAAGCUUUUAUCAACUCCUAACCCAGUCAUAAGAAGUACUGCUACAAAGCUCCUACUGCUGAUGACUGAAUCCCAUCAGGAAAUUUUGAUUUUACUGAGACUAAGUGCCUGCUACAAAGGACUCAGAAGUCUAUUAAACAAACAUGAGCCUGGGACAGAGUUUAGUCAAGAACUUGGACAGCUUAUUGCCCUUUUAACCCCUAAGGUCUAUCAGGAAGUAGAAGAUCAGAAACUACAUCAAGCAGCUUGCUUGAUUCAAGCUUAUUGGAAGGGUUUCCAAACUAGAAAAAGAUUAAAGAAGCUUCCAUCUGCUGUGAUUACUUUGCAGAGGAGUUUCAGAUCUAAACGAACCAAGAUAUUACUAAAGCUAAAUAAGCAGAAAGAAGAAGAGGACCGCAGAUUACAGUUGCAACUUCAAAGACAGAGAGCCAUGAGAUUGUCCCGAGAAUUACGGCUGAGUAUGCUCGAAAUAGUUCAUCCAGGUCAGGUGGAAAAAUAUAAUCGGGAAAUAGAAGAGAAAUCAGCCUUGAUUAUCCAGAAACACUGGAGAGGGUACAGGGAAAGGAAAAAUUUUCGCCAACAGAGGCCAUCUCUCACGGAAUAUAAAGCAGCUGUCAUACUUCAAAGAGCAACUCUUAAAUUCCUAGCAAAGUGCCGUAAGAAAAAGAAACUAUUUGCUCCUUGGCGAGGACUUCAAGAUCUCACCGAUGCACGGAGAGUUGAAUUAAAGCAACAAGUGGAUGACUAUCUCAGAAGACAUCCGAGCUCUCAAAUGUCAGAUAUGACUAGCAGAGAGCUCCAUUCCCAAGCUCAAGAACAACUGCAACACUACCUUAUGGGCAGGGCCCUAGAAGAGAGAGCCCAGCAGCACAGGGAGGCUCUGAUGGCUCAGAUCAGCACCAACAUUGAACAGUUAAUGAAGGCACCGAGUCUGAAGGAGGCAGAAGGGAAAGAACCUGAACUCUUCCUAAGUAGAUCCAGGCCUGUGGCAGCUAAGGCCAAGCAGGCCCAUCUUACUGCCCUGAAGCAUAUACAGGCACCUUGGUGGAAGAAGCUUGGGGAAGAAGCAGGAGAUGAGAUUGAUGUUCCAAAGGAUGAGUUUAGUUUAGAAUUAGGAACUUUAUUCAUUGGUGGAACCAAACCCCCUUAGGAAGCUAUCCAGAGAAAUGACACAAAUCCUUUAUUUUAGAUUAUUUUGGUUCUGCCUCUGGCAUGCUAGUAGACUAGAGCUAUCUUUUACUCAUGGCUUUCCAGAGAUUCCUCUCCAAAUAAGAUUUUCAGGCAGUAAGCAAAGA